UAUAAUAUUUAUUAUCUACUAGAUAUAAAGAUAUUUAUUUUAUAUUAUUUCUAUUCUAUAGAAAACAAGAUUUAUAAUCCAGUAGGUUUUGCAUACUCUGUAUUAUAUAUAUAUAAUUUAUCAAUAUUUAUUAAAUUUAUGACUGGUCUUCUAGAAAAUAUUUAUAAUCUUAUUAAGAUUAUUGAAUAA
This is a messenger RNA of Aspergillus neoniger CBS 115656, 189 nucleotides long. RefSeq lists its product as uncharacterized. The annotation marks the transcript as partial. The record is from RefSeq and is a predicted model, not a curated record. Lineage: Eukaryota; Fungi; Ascomycota; Eurotiomycetes; Eurotiales; Aspergillaceae. The transcript has a single exon.